Messenger RNA from Encephalitozoon romaleae SJ-2008, 1257 nucleotides. RefSeq lists its product as hypothetical. The coding region runs from base 1 to 1257 and encodes 418 amino acids. Gene Ontology annotation, biological process: tRNA 5'-leader removal. Gene Ontology annotation, cellular component: nucleolar ribonuclease P complex; ribonuclease MRP complex. The record is from RefSeq and is a predicted model, not a curated record. Lineage: Eukaryota; Fungi; Microsporidia; Unikaryonidae. The transcript has a single exon.
AUGGCUGAAAGAGAGAUAAUUCCAACCAAUUUUGUAGAGGAAAGAGCAAAGGAGAUCCAAUUCAUCGAGACGGCCAUAGAAAGCAAUAGAAAGAAGUCGAUGAUGUUUCAAAGGUUACCUUUCUAUUUGAGAAGGAGGCUCAGAAGUCAUGAAAAACGCAUAAAGAGGAAGAAGCAUAUGAGAAAAAAGGACCGCCACGGGCUAAGAACACAUGUAUGGUAUGCAAAAAGGUUUGAGAUGCUGAAGGUAUGGAACACUUCUAUCCCUCUUCGAAGGAGGAUGAAAAGUAGCAAGUUUAUCUACAAAUCUCAGAAUAGCCGAGGAUUUGUUUUUGAUGAAUCCUAUAAAGAUGUUGUUGUGUACAGCAGGCCGGACGAAGAGGUUUUUGGAAUAGACUUCGACCUUAAAAGCGUUGUUCAAAAUAUUAGGCAUGGCAGUAUAGUUUUUGAAGCAAUUGUCACCGAGAAGUUUUUGAUUAUCAUUACGUCUGAUCUUGAAGAAAUGGAAUCAAUUGCAUCCUUGGAAGAACACAGUAGAAUCGAAUGCUGCUUAUCAUUGAUACAGGUAGAUGGAUUGUUUCUCGAUGAGAUUGAUGGGGCAAGAAGAUUUGCUAAGGCACUAUCACAUAAGAAAAAAGGGCAGAUUGAUGAAGCAGUAAUUAAUGAAUGUGAUGAUGCUAUAUUUGUGAAGAGCCUUUCGGAAUCGGAGUCUGGAAAGAUACUUCUUAAGAGAAAUAUGGUUAUGAACUUAUGGCAAGACAUUAUAAAUGCGGGAAUUGUUCCGGUAUGUGUUGAGGAGCUUCAAAGACUUGCACUUGAAAAUGAUUACAUGGUCUAUCCAUUUGACUAUCCAACAUCUAGGCUCUACAGAGACUUUGAACGAUCACAUGUAGAGCCUAUAAAAAGGAAGUAUGAGAGAACACCAAAGUCAAAGAAGAUGGAGCUUAACAUAAAUCUCAUGUACAUAUACACCGAUGCCUCGGUUGAAUUUGUUUCUUUUGAACUUGAGAAAGGCUUUGCCGAUAGAUGUGCAUUUAUAUUCAAUGAAAAUGAAGACGUGGUUGGGCGUGUAAUCAGGGGAGGGUUUUGUUUUACAAAGGGGUUGUGCAGAGGACUAUGCUAUAUUCUCUGUGAUGUUGAGGAGGGAGAUGAAUUCUACUCCCGAAACCUUAAUUCAUCGUCUUUUAGCCAGAUAAAAGUAACAAAAGUUUUUAGAUGGCCGUAUUCUGCGAUUUUUAAAAACAAUGGCUUAGAAUAA